Messenger RNA from Peromyscus californicus insignis, 7141 nucleotides. RefSeq names its product prion like protein doppel (gene Prnd). The transcript has a single exon. Gene Ontology annotation, biological process: protein homooligomerization; intracellular copper ion homeostasis. Gene Ontology annotation, molecular function: copper ion binding. The record is from RefSeq and is a predicted model, not a curated record. Gene Ontology annotation, cellular component: membrane. NCBI's taxonomy places the organism in Eukaryota, Metazoa, Chordata, Mammalia, Rodentia, Cricetidae. The coding region runs from base 4154 to 4690 and encodes 178 amino acids.
UUCCCCCUUUCCCUAUCACUUCUUUUCAACACACUUAAAUUUCUGGUGUUUGUGUAUUGACAAGACAUGUGCCAUAGCCCCCCGGGGUCCCGAACACCCACACCCCAGGGGUGGCCCAUUACACCCUGGUAGCCUGCCCAUCACUGUCAGGGUGGGGAGACGAUGCCUGAGGCCCUGGUCUCUCUGCUCCGGGAAAGAAGCCUCCCUCAUGCUCACUGGUUUCCCACCCUUUAGAACUGGAAGGCCGUCUGUGAGGCAGGGCUGGCUGUGCGCCUCCGCAGCCGCCUCACACACUUCUCCUGUCUUGUUGGCUGCUUGCGGAGUCCUCCUUCUUCUCCAGCGUGUUCUGUCCUCCACACUUCUGGGUGUCUUUGAGAACAGCCCUUUGUUCACUAUCAAGAGGAAUCUGCAGCCUCUUCAUUUGGAUGUUGCCUCCUACUCUGCCAAAGCCCUGCUCAGAAAAGGAAUGGAGAGCCGGAGAGCCGAGGGGGGUGGGCAGCAGCGGGGACAGUACACAGACUCUGUAUGGAGGGGUGAGGCCCCAGGCUGCAUUGCUGCAGGCUAAGUGGCCUUGGAGCUGUGCGAGCCUGUGACCCGGCUAAUACAGAGUUUCGGUAAGACUAGAAGAUUCUGGGUCCUUUUCAGUGAUAAAUGUCUUUGGGUAGUAAAAUAUUAGAAGUGGUUUUUUGUUUGUUUGUUUUUUCUUUUUUUCUUUUUUGGUUUUUCGGGACAAUGUUUCUCUGUGCAUCUUUCGAGCCUGUCCUGGAUCUCGCCCUGUAGACCAGGCUGGCCUCAAACUCACAGAGAUCCUCCUGCCUCUGCCUCCCAAGUGCUGGGAUUAAAGGCCUGCACCGCCACCACCCGCCUGUUUGUUUUUUGCUUCUCUGUAUUUUGCAAAUAAUCUACACAAGGAUUACUGCGGGGGUGUUUGUGUCGUGUGUGUUCACACGCACAGAGUUGGUAAGUCUACAAAGAAACGCAAACAUUUUUUAAAAGAAGAAAUGAAACAAUUUUUUAAAGUCAAACAAAGGUAAGGGGUGGGGUGGGGGGGCGCAGCUGGAAAUCCUCAAUCCAACUACAGUAGUUCUGCUGCGACAGCAUGAGGUCACCGCCAGGUGGAACUCUUUGUACGCUCUUCUGGCGCCAUCUGCUGAUUAUUACAGGGAGGACAGCUUAAUUUGGUUUGCAAAGGAGCCCAGAACUGCAGACGCAGUGAACAGCAGUGGGAUCGCACUGAAGACUGCAUUAUGUUUACAGGCAACCUUACCUGUCCUUACCUACAGAACUCACUUUCAAUUUUGCUUUUCUGUAGUGAUCACUCCGGAAAGUUCCAGUGUUUAAGACCUGGGGACUGUCACCCCUACCUGUGAGCUUCCCACCAUGGGGUGGAGGCAUGAUUUAACCCCUCCUCCUCACUGCACUUGAGGCCUCUCAGGUAGUAAGGGCCCUCAGGGAAUAGACAGCUCUACCUCCCCAGUUCUCUCAGGUCUGGAAUCUAUUGGCCUUGGGGCUAACCUUGACCUUCAAGUGUCCCUAGGGACCCCAAACAGCCCAAAGUCCUGCAAAGUCCUCAAGUCUGUCUCUCUGCUCACUCAGUCCUGCUUUUCCAUCUAACCAGGAGAAGCCCAGCAACUCUUCCACCUUGAUGGACUCCAGCUACAGGGCAUAAGAAUGCAGGCAAAUGCCAGUCCUUCUUAACUGCUUCUUCCCCUAGAGGCUGCCUGAAAGAGGCCCCUGGCCACUGGAGGUUUGUCUUAAGGGGCAGGACAACAGAUGUGUCCAGCAAGGCUUCCUUAAGUCGCCUUGAAUGCGGGCAAUGGAAGACGCCCAAGCUGUAGUUCUGAGUAUUGUUCUCAGGUCCUUCUUAACUUCAAGAUCUUCACGUGGUUUCAUCAGUGAAGAGUAAUGAGAAGCUCCAAUCUUCCAGGAUGGAGGAGUGACCCGGGAGUCCUUGAUUGGUCCUGCCGCGGAGGGAAGGGCUGCCCUGUUUGGAGGGCGGUAGCGAGGCCCCCUCCCCCCAGCAGCGCCUAUAUAGCUGAGUGGUGGCCUGGAGAAAGUGUUCCGGAGCAGUGCGGGCUCCAGGCUCCAGAGGUCACAGUAGCAGAGCACUGAGGUAUGUGGCAGGGGUUUCCCAGACCCAGUGGUGGCUUGUGACUUCCCUUCCUGCCUCGGGAUCCCAGGCAGGGAAGCUAUGAGCACCUCAUGUCUAGCUGCCCCUGCAUUCCUAUGUUCUGAUGCUCCUGGGAAACGCUACUUCAGGGCUAACUGGCGGGAAAUUUGCUUCUGCUUUUAAGCCCUUAUCUGUGAAAGCUAAGUCCCUUCUCAAGAAAUCUGUGCUUUCAUUUUUUAAAAAUGUUUGACUCACUCUUAGAAUUCUUCCAUGAUAUUACUCUUAUUUAAGAUUUCUCCUACCACGAUAUGGUCUGAUAACAUGGGGGUACAGUCCCUAUUGGAAGAUCAAUAAAUAUUUACUUCAUACUUGGUCCUCUUUGGGGAAAAGAUGGUUUGAGUUCAUUGUGAUUGGGGUGGGAGGUGCUAGAGGCUGGGUACUUUACCCAACCAAGGGCUGAGACUGGCAGUGCCCACGGGGAUGGGGCAGUGAAGCCCCUCUGCAUCCUCCAGAAGUGACAGGGUAUGCUCGUAGGCUGGGAUGAGCUUGGGUCUUCUUUUGGUUUUGUUUGUAAAAUAAGCAUCAGUGUUACCCCAGAGUUACUCACCCUAACAGGAGCAUCGGGCCUGUCUAGGGAUGUUGCAGAGAGCGGGGGAGGCAUGCUUGCUGUGGCACUCCAGGGACCCACAGUAAAAUCUCCAUCUAGGUGAUAGUCCCGCCCCAUUGUGCUGUAGGAAUCUAUGUCCCUGGUCAAGGUAGACAAAGGGCUUGAUGCUGGAAUACUCUGGUGCUGGCAUUCAGGGUGGAUUUCCACAGUAACUAACUUCAGGAGCAAGAUGUCACAGCUGACACAGCUGGAGAUGACAGGGAUGAGGGAAAGUCCCUGAGAUCAGCAGCUCUUUGGACCCUGGGAUAAUCUUGGCAGUCUCCCAAGUCUUGCUAACAUCCCUUUCCUCUAAAGCAGUGGUUCUCAACUUGCUUAAUGUUGGGACCCUUUAAUACAGUUCCUCGUGUUGUGGUGACCCCCAACCAUACAAUUAUUUUGUUGCUACUUCACAACUGUAAUUUUGCUACUGUUAUGAAAUGUAGUGUAAAUAGGUGAUGCACAGUUUAUCUGAUGUGUGACCCCAAGGGGGUCUGGACCCACAGAUUGAGAACCACUGCUCUAAUGUCUCUUGAAACCCCUCAAAUAGCCCUGAUUUCUGUUUGGUUUAGGAGCCAUCAUGCCCCCAGCAACACAAACCAUUAGCAGCACCUGCCCCUGACUUCCUCACGGGCAGUGGGGACAGUUAAUGGUGCAUGCUCUCAGAAUCAACGUUGAAUUCAAACUGGCCACCUACUACAGUGCAGCUUUGGGCAAAUUACUUGAUAUCUCUGAAUCCCGGCGCAACUUCUUAUAAAAAUUGGAUAAAAGUACUUUCUCCUUGUGAGAAUUAGAUCUCACAGAAGGGCUUGACGUAGUGUGACUAGAAGCUAUUAGGAUGAGCAGAGGGCAUAUUGUCCCCUGGAUGAGAUUGGGGAAGUCAUCAACAGCACAUUUUGAUGGUGAUGUAGGAGGCCGGGACCCCUGGCUGCACGUCCAUUCUCCUCUCAUUGAUCCCUUUAGAAUCAGCAGCCAUUUCUUAGAGUAGACAGAGGAACAUAAUGGGACAGUGCCACCUCGGGGCAACGGAAAGUAAGGAAAACUGAAAAUACAGCCCUGAUCAGGCCCUUUGGUUCCAACUCUUACCUCCCAGGGGUCGUUGCCUUGAAAGGCCUGGGCAACAAAAGGGAAAGCUGCCUGCAUUGUGCAUCUGUUUUCCUAUGCAUGGUCAACAGCUUUCUAAUCUUCUCAUCCGCCCCAAACAGCAAAGAUCAGACCAAGUGGAGAAAUCCCUGGGCAAAACAGAGAAAGCUACUAGGAAGUUGGCCCUAGGCAGCCUGUGCAUGCGACAUCAUUAUGAGCUGAGGCUUCCUUUAAAAUCUGUCACCUCUUGGAGGGCAGGAGUCUGAGGCCUGUGGGGAGGGUGACAGCCCAGCCUUUUCCUUGCAGAUUCUCACACCAUGACGAACCGCCUGGGCACAUGGGGGCUGGCCAUCUUCUGCAUGCUGCUUGCCAGCCACUUCUCCACAAUCAAGGCGAGGGGCAUAAAGCACAGGUUCAAGUGGAACCGGAAGGCCUUGCCCAGCAGCGGCCAGAUCACUGAAGCCCGCGUGGCUGAGAACCGCCCGGGAGCCUUCAUCAAGCAAGGGCGAAAGUUGGACAUCGACUUCGGAGCAGAGGGCAACAGGUACUACGCGGCCAACUACUGGCAGUUCCCAGAUGGGAUCUACUAUGAAGGCUGCUCUGACGCCAACGUGACCAAAGAGAUGCUGGUGACCAACUGCAUCAACGCCACCCAGGCGGCCAACCAGGCUGAGUUCUCCCGGGAGAAGCAGGAUAGCAAGCUCCACCAGCGAAUCCUCUGGCGGCUGAUCAAAGAGAUCUGCUCCACCAAGCGCUGCGAUUUCUGGCUGGAAAGGGGAGCUGCACUGCGGGUCACUGUGGACCAGCCAGCAAUGGUCUGCCUGCUGGGUUUCAUUUGGUUCUUUGUAAAAUAAACAGCAACGAGGCUGGCAGCCACAGAGGUAAGCCAGUGGGCAAAGCUGGGCAGAGGUACCCCAGUUCUCUCUUUCUAGCCCCUAAGUGUCUGAUGUGUGACGAUUCACGGCACUUCAAAAGUCCCUCCCAAGUACUCCCCUCCCCACCGUGUGUUUAAUAAGGUGUUUCACUGUCCCCAUGCCCCACCCCUGUGGGACCUGGCUUGCUCCCACUUUUGCAGCUACACUAGGUGAUAAACCAGCGAAAGAACACAGAAACUGUGCCGUGCUCUGCACGUGAUUCCCCACCUCGUGGACUGAGCCAGGAAACUGAGGUUUACAUUGCUGAAGUCAUCUUCCAGUACAGACAGGAUGCAGCAGAGCUGGGGUUCCCCUGGUCUGUCUCCCCUCAGGUUUUCUGCUCUGUGUAGCCUGAAGCUGCCUGGUGAUCACUUCAGGACUCAGGUCCUAGUCCAGGCCUGUGUGUGGAGUGGAAGUCACACCCUGAAAUAAGUGGGCAACAGCUCCGCACCUUGACACCUGACAGUGAGACUGAAAUAUUAUAAAGAAGUUAAACUGAAGGAGACACUACACUAGACAAAGGUUCAGAAAUCAGAUUGUAGGGGAAUUUGCCACUCACCCCCAGAGAGCAACUUCAGAGCGGGAUGCAUUUGUAGGGCUAGAUACUGCUUCACAAGGAUUGGUGUUUGCUGCUCUGGUCCCUGCCUGCAAUGAUCUGCAGAGUUAAGAAACCCCUUGUAAAUGACACAUUUGCAUCUUACUUUUUUUUUCUUUCUUUGUUUUGUUUUUCUAGAUGGGAAUUUAUGUAGCCCAAGUUGACCUCAAACUCAGGAUCUUCUGGCCUCUGCCUCCUGAAUGCUGGAAUUACAGACAUGCGGCCAAGUCCAGAUGCUUGUUUACCUCUGAUGUCCCCUGGUCCUGUGUGUGUGUUCUUGGGUAUCCUGUGAGCAUCUUCAAACAUGCUCCCUUUGUACAGAGCUCUCUGCAAUAUAUAUGACUAUUAUUUAAAUUUUAAAAAAUCUAACCUUUGAAGAUCCUUCCACGGGCCCUCCUCCCCUUUUGGGGGGCCCCAGGAGUUGCUGAGGGUGUAUUCUCUUUUGAAAGGAGCAUCUGUGGGGGCUUAGUGGGAACGUGUGUUGUCAAAGGAUUCAUCUGCAGCAUUUCAGAACAUGAGAGCUGAUAACAGUACCUCAUGUGCUGAGUUCCCACUGCUUCAGUUCUUCUCAAGGACAUCUCUGGGAGGCUUCACAUGGUAAAGGGCCUUGAGGCGGGCAGCCCAAGGACACACGGCCUUCCACGGGACCUUUCACCACUGGUCAGACAGCGCAGAGAAACCAGCCCGCUGCUGCACUUUGCCGCCAACCCGAGACUCCUCGACUCCCGACGUCUGCUACUCCUAAACCAGAGAGCAAGGAGAAGCCCUGAACACACAGUUUCUUCUUUGCAUGCCAUUUUAAAUAGCAGGCAGUAAAGAAAGAUGGUUCUUAGAUGGUGAUGUUGGUGUUUCAGCUCCUGGCUCAAGGCUUAAUUACUAGGGUGGGCGCACAAAGCUGUUGGCUACCAACUUCAUUUUGAUGUGAAAAUGCUCAGACUGGACAUAGUCCAUGCACCGUGAUUACUGUGUUCUCUCAUACCACUGCUUGUCACACCCAGCGAACCUAUCAGUGGCAGCAAAUGAAUGUUCUUGUGGGAUUUGACUGCGAAUUUUGCCUGUUAAUUUUUUAGCUGAGAUAUCCUUGCUCUUACAGAUCAAAAUGAGGAGGACAUUCGAGUCUGGCUUUGACUUGGCCAAGAGUUUACUGGCUGACCAUUAAGAACAGGGUCCCUAAUGGCACUUCUAGAUUAUUCUAGUAGUGACUUGAUAACAUGAACAAUUUCACCAGCCAUUGUUUUCUUAUCCCUUCUGAGCGUUACCAAGUUAGUGUGUGUGUGUGUGUGUGUGUGUGUGUGUGUGUGUGUGUGUGUGUGUGGUGUUGGUGCUCAGGCAAGCUGGGGCAGAGUGAAAAGCGGCCGCACUUUCACAUCCAAUUACGUUAAUGCCUUUCCACUUCCCCUGACUCCCCUCUCCUUCACUCACUUGCAAAUGCAAACGUAGAAAGUUGCAAUUCUAAUACAGGGCGCUGGAUACCCUAAAGCUUUACUUAACUUCAUUUAGUGCUUUCUAUCCAUUUUUUAAAUGACUUUUGUUUUCUUGUUUCUCCAGCCCCAUCUCCCUCCUUCUACCCUGGUUUGAGACCUGUACCCCUUUGCUGUAUUUAAAUAUAAAGACAAGGGUUUUUAUUUUGCUCCAUUACAGCCUUUAAAACACUGUAAUCAAGUGUAUAAUAUUUGUUUCUCUGAAGUUUGCCUUCCUGACUUAAUAGAAUGCCAUUAAACUCCCUGGAUCACUACCUAACUAGUAAACAUGUCCUUCAGGAUGACUGCGAAAUAUUCCACAGCACAGAUGUGCUG